UGUUGCUAAGAAAGGUCUCCCGGAAGUGGCCGUGUCCUUGUAUUUUCCGGACCAUAUUUUCCUGGCUUGUUUGCAACAGCUUUUCUGCUGCCUGAGGAGCAGUUGGUUUGGUGACUUGUCAACAGAAACAUGGCUGCCUCUGCGUCCGGGAAAGCAUACCGAAACGAUAACGCUUCCACGGGCAGUCAAAAAUGCACCGAAGAGCCCCCUGCACUGACGCGGGAGAUUAUCAAACCGUCUAUCAUGGAGCUCACCAAAGAAGUGCGGACCAAUAUCCUAUGCACCGUAGAAGGAUGUGGCAAGAUUCUACCGAACACGCCAGCCCUGAACAUGCAUCUCGUGAAGUCCCACAGAGUAAAGGACGGUCUUGUCAACCCCACCAUCAGGAAGGACAUGAAGGGCUCCCAGAAGCUCUACUGUUGUCCCAUAGAGGGCUGUCCACGAGGCCCCAACAGACCCUUCUCCCAGUUUUCCCUGGUUAAACAGCACUUUAUGAAAAUGCAUGCAGAGAAGAAGCACAAGUGUUCCAAGUGCAACAACGGCUACAGCACAGAAUGGGACCUGAGGCGCCACAUAGAGGACUGUGGGAGGACCUACCGCUGCACGUGUGGCUGCCCCUACGCCAGCAGAGCAGCGCUACUGUCACAUAUCUACAGGACCGGCCACGAGGUCCCCACAGAACACAGGUAUCCACCAGUGAAAAAGCGGAAGAUGGAGAGACAGAUAAGUGGAGCAGAAAAAGUCAAGCCCAGUGAAUUCAUGUGUCAGAUCAUAAAAACAGACAGAGAACUCUCAGAGGACUCCCUCCCUUCAGACAGGGUCUGCCACAACAACCCCCCUAAACACCUCCAGAAACUCCUCCUACCCAAGCCCGAUGUGGCUCUGGUGAAUUUCCCUGUCAUGCAGCUGGCCCAUCUCCCCGUCCUCCUCCCCUCCACAGAGAGCGGGGUUCUGAGGUCUGUGGUGCUGGCUGUGGACAGCCAGGGCUCCUUCAGCACACUCCACCUCAUGCCCCAGUCCAUGGGGGCCAUGGUGCCUCACCUGGACCCUAAGACCCUGUGCUUCAGGGGCAGCAUGCCUGCCUCCCGCUCCAGUCUGGGGCCUGUCAGCAUGGGGGUGCAGGUAAGUCUGGAGUCAGUGGGCUCUGGCAAUGACUCAGGAGGAACCAAGGGGAGCAAUACCUCCACCAACAUCCAGACAGACAUCUCAUACUUGUCCAGAAUGCCUAUGGGGGUCGGGGUGGGGACGGAGAUGUGCCCCUUUGGUGAGUCGUCGGUCUCAUCGUGUUCUCAGACAGAUAUUAGUGUGAGUGCUCAGGUCCUGCUGCCGGUCAGUGUAGAGACCCAGACGUUCCCCUCUAAGGCCAAAGCCACCACCACCAUCGGGGCGCAGACAGAUACCCUCAGCCAGCUGCCCUGCCCCUAUUCCUCACCAUCCCAGUCCCCCUACAUUACCAAGCAGACCCAGACCAGACUCAUCCUGGCUGGGUCAGAAGAGAGGGCUCAGAUGGACCAGGCCAUUAUGUGCUCAGACCUCUUCGACAGUUACUCCCUCAGUGUCUCAACACAGACGGCACUGACAGACGGAAGCUUCAGAACCCACGGUGUAGACGACCCCCUUUCCGGUAACAGUCUCUAUGACCACGACAAGUCAGCAGGAGGCAUGUGCUUUGGCGUGCAGACAGACGAUCUCCAGUCGGGCAGCGUGGCGGACAACCAAACCCAGACCACCUUGGCACUGUUCAACGACUUGGAGAAUAUCUUGUCAGGUCACUCUCUGUCCGGUCACCAGACGCAGAUGGAUCAUUCAACAGGCUGUGGGUCAGGUCUGGGCUCUGUUCAGGAACAGCACACGGGCAUCGAUUUUGACUUUGAGGAAUUCCUGAACGCGGCCCACAUCCAGACCCAGACGGAGGAGAGCGAGCUGAGCGGUCUGGGGGCCGACACGCCCCUGGAGGUCCUGGAUAUCCAAACCCAGACAGACUUCCUCCUCCUGGAGGGCCUGGGAAACAGUGAGGGGCCAGGCCGGAACCAGGCCAGCGACCUGGAACUGGAGAUGUUUGACACCCAGACCCAGACGGACCUCAACUUCCUUCUGAAAGCCGGAGUCCACAUGCCCCUGGGCAACAUUCUGCGCCAGUCCAGCUUCUCCAUGAGCACAGAGUCCUCUGACACUGAGACGCAGACCGACCUCCACCGACCGCUUACACCAACACCAAACUCCAACACCCUUCCCUCCGUGUCCCAGGGUGACCAGGCCAGGCUCUUGAGCAGCACGGAGACUCAGACGGUGACCGACGCAUCUUCUGAGGGCCUCGGAAACCUCUUCCUGACCAGCAACGAGACCCAGACAGUCAUGGACGACUUCCUGUCAGCUGACAUGGCCUGGAACAUGGAGUCCCACUUCAGCUCGGUGGAGACGCAGACGUGUGAGGAGCUGUUUGCUCUCUUUCAGCACUCUGAGAAACCCAACAGCUGAAUUACCACCCCCCACACACACCUCCUCAGUCCACGCAAUGGGGUUCUGGUUUCUGUCCAGGAGGUCCUGGGAUCCUACUCAUCAUCCUCUACAGUCUUUGUCCCUCUACUACUGGAGGUUUAGGUGUAGAAGUGAGCCUUCUUGAAGUCUUAGGACAUUCUACAGAGGGGUAGCAUGUCUAGGAUAACAUGUCCAGACGUCUCCCUCAUGCUAGCUCGAAAGCACUUUAUUAUAGUUCAUGGAUAUGAUUUCCCAUCCUUGUUUACAUGUUUAUUUGCGUGUCUUACUACUUAAAUAUAUAUAUUUUGUCUGAAAAGCCAGUUUAGUCUGUUUACAAUGUUUUAAAUUUUGAGCACUAAUGUUUGCUGUAAAAGAGUAUGUAAUGCCUGUUGAGCCUUUCCUUAAUCAUUCUGCUAUUGAAUGGCUUCUGGCAGAUUUGAUGUGGCACAAAUAUACUCGUGAAACUCUAAAAUAGUUGCCGCACUACCAUUGUUGACAUGUGAUUGUGAAGUGCAGUCUUGUAGAAUUGCCCUAUUGUUACAGGGCCACCCACCUAUAAGCUGGGUCACCGCGUUAGCAGACUAGCCUGUCAUGGUCUUUGACUUAUUCAUUAGCUGGCUAGCAGCACAGUGUGCUGAAGUGAUACAACACUGUAGAGAAACACUAUGAGGAUCUAGCUACUCUCUAGUCACUGUGAUUACGUUGUGAUUGUGUAUGUCCACCAUAUACAGUGCCUUCAGAAAGUAUUCAUACCCCUUGACUUUUUCCACAUGUUGUUGUUACAAAGUGGGACUAGAGCAUUUAUGGAAAAUGUAAUUAAUAUUUCUGCAUUAAAUAAGUAUUCAAACCCCUGAGUAAAUACAUGUUAGAAUCACCUUUCAAUUACAACUCUUUCUGGGUCAGUCUUUUGAGAUUUCCAUACCUGGAUUGUGCAACAUUUGCCCAUUUAUUAUUUUCAGAAUUUUUCAAACUCUGUCAAAUUGGUUAUUGAUCAUUGCUAGACAACCUUUUUUAGGUCUUGCCAUAGCUUUUCAAGUAGAUUUAAGUCAAAACUGUAACUCGGAUAUUCGGGAACAUUCACUGUCUUCUUGGUAAGCAACUCCAGUGUAGAUUUGGCCUUGUGUUGUAGGUUAUUGUCCUGCUGAAAGGUGAAUUAAUCUCCCAGUAUCUGGUAGAAAGCAGACUGAAUUGGGUUUUCCUCUAGGAUUUUGCCUGUGCUUAGCUCCAUUACGCUUCUUUUUUAUCCUCAAACUCCCCAGUCCUUAAUGAUUACAAGCAUACCCAUGACAUGAUGCAGCCACCACUAUGCUUGAAAAUAUGUGGAGUGGUACCCCAAACAUAACACUUUGUAUUCAGAAUAAAAAGUGAAUUGCUUUGCCACAUGUUUUGUAUUGUGGAGUAACUACAAUGUUGUUGAGCCAUCCUCCAUUUUCUCCUAUCACAGCCAUUAAACUCUUAACUGUUUUAAAGUCAUUGGCCUCAUGUUGAAGUACCUGUGCAGUUUCCUUCCUCUCCUGCAACUGUGUUAGGAAUACACCAUUCAAAGUGUAAUUAAUAACCUCACCAUGCACAAAGGGAUAUUCAAUGUCUGCUUUCUUUAUUUGUACCCGUCUACCAAUAGGUGCCCUUUGCGAGGCAUUGGAAAACCUCCCUGGUCUUGGUGGUUGAAUCUGUGUUUGAAAUUCACUGCUUGACUGAGGGAUCUUACAGAUAAGUAUGUGUGGAAGAUACAGAGAUGAGGUGGUCAUUUAAAAAACAAAUCAUGUUAUACACUUAUUGUACACAGUGUGAGUCCAUGCAACUUAUGUGACUUGUUAAGCACAGUUUUACUCAAUGUAUUUAGGCUUGCCAUAACAAAGGGGUUGAAUACUUACUGACACAAGACAUUUCAGCUUUUCAUUUCAUAUGUUAAUUUGUACAAAUUUCCUAAAACAUAAUUCCACUUUGACAUUAUGGGGUAUUGUGAUAAGGCCAGUGACAAGUCUCAAUUUAAUCCAGUUUAAAUUCAGGCUGUAACACCAUUUUUUUUGGGGGGGGGGGGGGGGGGCAAUGAGUGUGAAUACUUUCUGAAGGUACUGUAUAACAACCCCACUAAACGUUACUGAACAUAAACUGACAAUAUUACAAUUUCUAUCAAACUUUUCUUGAACUAUACUCUAAAGCCUACCUUAUUGGUCAAAGCUAGCUGUUGGUAUCAUUACAAUAUUUUACCUCAUUUGCACAUGCACCCCAUUCAAAUUUCAAGAAACCCAUUUGUUGAGACAUUUUUAUUGAAUGUGAACUUUACAAGAGCUCUUCAAGUUUUGAGUAUUUGUCCAUGAUGGAUUUUGUUAAGUUGGUGCCUUAAAGCAAGUGUUUUUCAUUGUAUUUUGUUGUGUUUCCAUUGGUCAGUGAUGCACUAAGCAGCUUUAAGAGGUAGGAAGAAGUUCAGGAUCAAAAUGUAUUUAACAUUUACAUGAUAUUUAUUUGUGGAGGGUGUCUUGGAAGAAUACUUCGAGAACUCAAGUGUCUUUUAAUUUGCAUAUUGAGUAUGUUUGUUUCCUGUACCUCUACUUUCAAAAACAUUUUGUUGCAAGAUAUGUUAGAAGUCCUGUUUUGUGUUACUGCAUUGCAUUCUUAGAACCUAGAUGUGUAUUUGUUUCCACGGCAGCAUUCGCCCUACUGUGGUACACUAUCAAUAUGUGGAGAAGUGGACCCAGAAACGGCAGAAUGUAGCCUACAUGACACUGUGCCCAAACUACACAACAUGGCUUAGUUUUUGCACUGCAUCUUAAAGUAAUCGAAACAGGACUGUUUCAUUCCAGUUUAUAACAGACUUUCAUACUCAACCACAUUUCAUAACAAUGUAUUGUGCUGUACUGAAAACACUACUUCUGUUUAAUUUAUCGUUCUUCAACUUGAUUAUAAUAGCGCUGAGGGGAGAAACUGCCUUGCUUUUUAAACAUGUACAGUAGACUACAUGGCAGGGUUGAAGUCAAUUUCAUUUUAAUUCCAGGCAAUUGAGAAAGUAAACCAAAUUCCAAUUCCCAAUUUUCCUCAUUUUGAAAGAAAAUUUAAAUGGAAUUGAUCCUAACCAUGCUACAUGGGGGUGUCGACUUCAGCGCUUUGGUUUUUCUCAGUAGGGAGUGCAUGCAGUCUUUGGUGCCAAUGUAAGUUAUUUCAGUUGUAUUUCUGUUUGCGGUCUUAUCUGUUGUAUUUCAGUUGCCUGAAUGUGUAGAGGGUCGAUAAAGGUUGCCUCUCGCUGUUUGUUUUGUUGGUGCUAUUCAGCAGAUGCUCAUAAUAAACUCUUCAUAAAGGGUUGAUUGUUUGAGUUGAUGUAGUAGCUGGUUGUUUGUACUAGCUUAGUUCCAGUACACUUCAAAUCAAAGGACAGUAAUGCAGUGCUGUAUAAAGCCAAGUCAAAUCAAUAUUGUACGCACUCAAUGUGCUAUUUUUCAGGUAAAUGUCAGGUAGUUUUCACCUGGGUUGUGUGGCAGUACAAG
Molecule: messenger RNA, 5960 nt
Organism: Oncorhynchus kisutch (coho salmon)
Lineage: Eukaryota; Metazoa; Chordata; Actinopteri; Salmoniformes; Salmonidae
Gene: atmin
Product: ATM interactor
Exons: 4
Coding region: 130-2478 (782 amino acids)
Biological process (GO): positive regulation of transcription by RNA polymerase II
Cellular component (GO): nucleus
Molecular function (GO): transcription cis-regulatory region binding; DNA-binding transcription factor activity, RNA polymerase II-specific
Source: RefSeq, a predicted model, not a curated record